Messenger RNA from Mustela lutreola (European mink), 7989 nucleotides. RefSeq lists its product as uncharacterized. The transcript is spliced from 9 exons. Lineage: Eukaryota; Metazoa; Chordata; Mammalia; Carnivora; Mustelidae. Bases 4411 to 5205 code for a protein of 264 amino acids. The record is from RefSeq and is a predicted model, not a curated record.
CCUCUUUCCUUUUGACAAUUAACAUUUAAAAUAUAAAAUUCUCAUAAGAAAAGUUUUUUCAUUUCAGAUCAGGAGUGCUCUGUGAUUAGAAAAUUGUGCCAGAAGGGGCACCUGGGUGGCUCAGUCAGUUAACCAUCCAACUCUUGAUUUCAGCUCAGGUCAUGAUUUCGGGGUCACAAGACUAAGUCCCACGAUGAGUACCACAGGGCUCCUCAUGAGUGUGGAGCCUGUCUAAGAUUGUCUCUUUCCCUCACCCCCUGCCCUCACCCUGCCUCUAAAUAUAUACAUAGGGGGAAUAAGAAAAAGAAAUUAUAUUAAGAAAAUAUUAUCCAGGAGUUAAAGACCUUUGUAUAUUUUUCUUGGCUUUUGAUUAUAUAGAUUUAUAAAAUAUACAUAAAAAUAGUAUAAUGAAUCUCUUUUCCCAUCAGGCAGCCUCUCCAAGUUCUCAGCUCUUGGCCAAUUUGUUUGAUCUGUAUUUCUACCCACUUUUACCUCUUCUAUUAUUUUUUUUGAAGAUUUUAUUUUAUUUAUAUGACAGAGAGAUAGUGAGAGCAGGAACAUAAGAAUGGGCAGUGGGAAAGGGAAAAGCAAGCUUCCCAGUAAGCAGGGCAAUGUGGGGCUCGAUCCCAGGACCCCAGAAUCAUGACCUGAGCCAGAGGCAGACACUUAACAACUGAGCCACCCAGGCGCCUGAUUAUUUUUUGAAUAUAUGAUUUUAAAAACCACCUAACACUGGGGCAUCUCGGUGGCUUAGUCGGUUAAGUAUCCACCUUCAGCUCAGGUCAUGAUCCCAGCAUCCCGGGAUCGAGUCCUGCAUGGGGCUCCUAGCCUAGCAAAGAGUCUGCUUCUCCCUCUGCCUGCUGCUCCCCCUGCUUGUGCUCCCUCUCUCUGACAAAUAAGUAAAUAAAUCUUAAAAAAAAAAAGUGGGGAUCCAAGGGGAACCUGGCUACUCAAUCGGAAAAGCAUGUAACUCUUGAUCUCAGGGUUGUGACUUUGAACCCCACGUUGAGUGUAGAGAUUACUUAAAAUCAAAUUGAUAUUGAAGCCCACCAAUUUAUGUUUCCAGAGUUAGGACAAAACAAAUAUCUCAUUAAAGCACUAAAACUGGAUAAUAUAUAGAGAGAUUGCCUCAACAUGAUAACUUUAGAUUUUCACCAGUAUCAAUGUUUGCCCCAAGACUACAAAAGACUACAAACAGGGAUGCCUGGGUGGCUCAGUUGGUUAAGCAGCUGCCUUCACUCAGGUCAUGAUCCCAGCGUCCUGGGAUCGAGUCCCACAUCGGGCUCCUUGCUCCGCGGGGAACCUGCUUCUCCCUCUGACUCUGCCUGCUAUUCUGUCUGCCUGUGCUCGCUCUCCCUCUCUCUCUCUCUCUGACAAAUAAAUUAAAAAAUAAAUAAAUAAAUCUUUAAAAAAAAAAAAAAAAGACUGCAAACAACCUAGAUGGUAAACACGUUUUAGAGAAAAAUUCUUAAAUCAAAAAACUGUAUGUUAUCAGCUAUAUCUUAUUAAAACUCAAUUCUGACAUUUUAAAUUUUUUAUUCAAGUAUAAUUAAUGUACAGUGUUAUAUGAGUUUCAGGUGUACAAUGUAAUGAUUCAACAAUUCUAUAUAUUAUUCAAUGCUCAUCAUGGUAAGUGUGCUCUUAAACCACUUCUACUCCACCCACACCCCUUUUCCCCUCUAGCAACCACCAGAUUGUUUUCUAUGUAGUUUGAAUGUUUUAUUUUAUUUUUUAAGAUUAUAUUUUUAAGUAAUCUCUACACCCAACGUGGGACCAGAACUCACAACCCCAAGAACAAGAGUCACACACUCUGCUGACUGAGCCCAUAUAGUUUGAACAUUUUAGUAUCAGUGAGAUAACUGGCAAAAUUUGAAUAAGUUUCCCAGUUUUAAUCAUUGUACUAUGGUUUAUGUAAGAUAAUAACAUUUGGAGAAACUGGUUGAAGGUUAUACUUGUACUAUGUUUACUGCAAUUAUGUAAAUCUGAAAUUAUUUCAAAAUGAGUGCUGGUUUCUCUAUAAGUAAUUGACAUCUGAGUAAAACUUGGAUUUUCUCUUUUAAAAUUUCAAGCUUGAUGGGUUAGAGAUCAAGAAAUGUACACUGUGAGAAGGUCAGGCUAAAAGGAUGAUGGUCUUGGUCAUUCUACAUUCGAGUAAGCAUCAGGGAGCUUGCUGAGCUCUUCCUGCCCAGAGACCCAGCCACCUUUCUGAUGUGUAAAGGAGGGCCAAGUGCCAAUAACAAACAGAGACACCCACAAAGUCCUUAAUCUUUGACUUUUUAUAUAAAAUAGAAUUUUUUCAGGGUGCCUAGCAUCUGCCUUCAGCUCAGGUCAGGAUCUCCGGGUCUUGGGAUUGAGCCCCAGUGUGGAGCUCCCUGCUCAGUGGAGAGUCUGCUUCUCCCUCUCCCUCUGCCCCUUCUUCCUCAUGCCCACUCCCCUCAAAUAAAGAAAUAAAAUCCUUUAAACAAACAAACAAAAAUGGAAUUUGCAUCUGCAAAAAGACAAACUAGGGUGCCUGGGUGGCUCAGUCAUUAAGCAUCUGCCUUUGGCUCAGCAUGAUCCCAGGAUCCCAGGAAUUGAGUCCCACAUCAGGCUCCCUGCUCCACAUGGGGUCUGCUUUUCUCUCUGCUCCUCCUCCUACUUGUUCUCUCUCUCUCUCUUUCUCUCUCUCUCAUUCUCUCUCAAAUAAUAAAUAAAAUCUUUUUAAAAAAAAUGAACUAAAUAUGAAACUUAGAGCCACCCAGAACACAGGACAAAGAGGAUUUAGAGUCACUUGUCAUUAGCAUAAAGGAAAAUAUACAAGUUAAAUAAACUUUACUUGUUUUCUUAAUAAUUGCACAUUAUUAUAUUUUUUAAAAAGAUUUUAUUUAUUUAUUUAUUUGACAGAGAUCACAAGCAGGCAGAGAGACAGGCAGAGAGAGAGGAGGAAGCAGGCUCCCUGCUGAGCAGAGAGCCCGAUGCGGGGCUCGAUCCAGGACCCUGGGAUCAUGACCUGAGCCGAAGGCAGCGGCUUAACCCACUGAGCCACCCAGGCGCCCCAACACAUUAUUACAUUUUUAUGAAUUUCUUCUCCAUGCUUUCUUCCUCUGUGUCUGCAUGAGCUUAUCACAAGGUCUCCUUAUGUUUGAUAAAUUUGAGCUAAUCUGACCCUUUCUUGUGCAAUUAAUACCAUCUUUGAGCCUGAUAUUUAAAACUAUGAGUAGCUAUUAAUUUCAUAGUAGUUAUUGUCCUAACUAAGGAAGCACAAGUCUUAUCUUAAAGAUAAAGCCCUAGGUGGUAGAGCCAGGUACAAAAGAAAACUGAGCUAAGUUGAUAUAACAUAAGGCAAAUAGAUGGUCUAAGAAAAAUUCUAAGCGACCAUUUCACUUAAAUGGUGCCCAAGAUGCAAUUUUGGUCAACCAGAUGGUUUUCUAUCAUAUAGACACUACCUUAAUGUAAGUUCCUUUUCUAGCUUUCUAGUCAUGCCAAUAUGUUGAGGACAAGAUGAGCUUUAUGGAAAUGAAAUCUGUGGAGCUGCUGGAGGCCCUGUGCUCGGGAGGGCCCCACAAUUGCUUUCAUACUCUGCUGUCACCAUCUUGAAAUUCAUAGUAAUUUUAAAACAGGAGAUCCCCCGUUUUCAUUUCGUGCAGGGCCCUGCAAUUUGUGGGUCCGCUCGUGGCUGAAGGCCCCUCCAACUACCAACCAGCUGUCAUCCAGGACAAGAUUUUAUGGACAUCAUGGCUUUCAGUGGCUAAAGCCCAGCCCUAGCCCCUGUCCCAACAAAUUGAAAAACUGAAUGCCAGGAAAAUCCACCCUUCAGUUAAAAGAUGUGUUGGAAAACAAGUUGCUCUUCGAAAUGACCUAAAGAGGAAUCUGAGGGAGACAAGGUAGACCAGACACCUGGAGGCUCCUGGAAUCUUGGAAUUCUGGUGCAUUGGAGUGGAAAAGUUGAAUUCGUCAGAAUUUCCUUCGGGGAGGGUGCUGUAUUUGUACAGAAGACAAGCCUGUGGAACCUGUGUAUGUUGGAAGCUCAGAAAUGGAGAGCGUCUGCAUGUGGGUAAAAUGCCCUGUGUAGGACAGGGAGGUGGGUCUUGUGGUAGAUUCAGAAAAGGAAGAGAAGGAGACAGAGAGGGGGUAGAUGGAGGAUAACAAAAGCCCGUGAGGUGACAUCUCUUUAAGACUACCACCACCACUCCUCAGGCAGAUCUACUGGAAAAAAUCAUGAAAGGCUUGAGGUGAGUGAGUUGAACGUGGUGAAGGGACAGAUCUCCCAUCCAGGAUCUCGUGGGGGCUGAUCGGAGAUGCGCCUGAAGGGAAUGGAAUGCCGAAGACAGAGGAAAGCAUGAGGAGUUGAGAGGACAUCGGACCCUCGCAGACGGUGAUAUUGGGGUUUGGACCAAGCUUAGCCAACUCUUUGAGGGGCCAGGGGCCCAAAUGACAUAUAGACAACUAACCUUGGCCGAACAUAAUGGGUUGCUAAGGCUGUCACGAAGCAAAGCAGCAAAUCACAGGUGCUUGGGCUGUCUUUGGACUCUCUGCAGCUUGGACCAGUUCAGUAGCUCAUGGCUCCGUCUGCUGAGGACACAACUUAUCGAGGCUGCUCUGAAUGAAAGUGAAACCCCCAGUUUGAUCUCAGACGAAACCAUCAUUUUAGAACCAGGUGGUGGUUAUAAAGGCACAAAAGCUCUUCCAAAGUCGCAGUCUGCAGCCUUCGUUUUCACCCACAAAAGGCAGGGACCAGCAGAGGGGGCCGAGAUGCCCUGGGUUUGGAGCACAGCCUGGAAGGGCAGCCUAGGUCAUUCUGUGUCAUUUUCCACAAUGGGUUACUUCCUUACAAGAACAGUCAAAGAAAGAGCUUGGGGAACAACAGAAGCCAGGUGCUGCUUUACAAAUAAAAUUCUUCCCCUGAAAAAUGGUGUUGGGCAUGUUACCCGAAACUGCAUUCCUCUCCUGCAGUCAAGGCAAAAGUCACAAGCAAGCCGAAGAACAGGAAAGGGAAGGGUAUACUUGCAACAUGCAAAGGCAGACACUGGGUAUUUCCCUAAACAGCGUCUCCUUGGACAACAAAACUGGUUAAGUGUGGAGCUAAGGCCUCCUUCUAGCUACCGUGUGGACAGUGGAUCAUGGGGGCGAAAGUGGAACCAGGAGAAUCAUUGCCAUUUCCAGCAUUUAGACACUGCUCUUAAUCUUGUGUCCCUCAGCCAUGACUUCAUGCAUGACUCAGCAUGAAGAUUUUCCUGUUUUCGAGAUUAUCAGCAACUACACUGGAUGUGGACAUUUCCUACCAAACAGCUCUCUUUGGGAUUAAGAGACGACUUUCAUUUCAGGAUUCUCGAUAACGAACAUGAGUGAACGUACAGCAGAUGAAUCUUGGCAUGGCCGAGAACCAGCCCUCGCUGGCUCUGAAGUGCUCCCCUCUGUGCAGAGACAAAGUGGACCUCGGCCAGACUCACCAGCAUGAACUGAACCCCACUGUUCACAGCAGUUUGUAGCACAAGCCUCACUGAGUCUGCUUGAGUUGGCAACAUUAAAAGAAACUCGGCCCUUGUUAAUUAUGAGGGCUAAAUGCCCCAUCCUGUUUUUUCCAGACUCCACUUUGAAAAAAAGGGAAUAUUUCUAAUUCUCAAGGAGUUAAUGAAACACACCUCUCAAAGAGAAUGAAUAUGAAAGCUUUUGGAUUUGCACGCUGCCAAUCACAUCUGAAAUGUAAGCGUCAGGAAAGGGCCUUUCCUAUACCCGGCUAAUUAAUAAGAAAUUGUUUUAUUCUUCUCUUUAUAAAGGUUACAUUUCCCGGGGCGCCUGGGUGGCUCCGUCAUUGAGUGUCUGCCUUCAGCUCAGAUCAUGAUCCCAGAGUCCUGGGAUCGAGUCCUGCCUCAGGUUCCCUGCUCUGUAGGAAGCCUGCUUCUCCCUCUCCCGCUCCCUCUGCUGUGCCUCUCUCGCUAUGUCUAUCUCUGUCAAAUAAAUAAAUAAAAUCUUUUGAAAAAUCAAAACAUUUUUUUAAAUUUUAAAAAGAUUCGAUUUCCCAGUAUCCUCUAGAAGGCACAGGAAUUUUUGUCACCAUGAAUUAUUUUUUAUAAAAUUAUUUCCUGUUUACCAGUUCCUUAGGAACUCUGUGGCAUAAUCACAUUGACAAGCCAAACAAAUGUACUUACUGAAGGGACUUUCAUGUCAGACUGCUUGGGUUUGAAUCCCAGCUCUGUGUCUUUCUUAAUUGUGUGACCUUAGGCAGGACACUUAAUCUCUCUGAGUUCAGAUUUUCUCCUCUAAAAACUGGAGAUAGUAAUGGGAAUAUAUCAUAGGUUUGUAAUGAGGACAAAACUGAGUUAAUCGCUCUAAUGGAUUUUGAACACUAAUAAUAGUGCUAUCAAGAAUUAACAGUUGUCGGGGUGCCUGGGUGGCUCAGUGGUUUGGGCUGCUGCCUUCGGCUCAGGUCAUGAUCUCAGAGUCCUGGGAUCGAGCCCCGCAUCGGGCUCCUUGCUCCGCAGGAAGCCUGCUUCCCUCUCUCUCUCUCUCUCUGCCUGCCUCUCUGCCUACUUGUGAUCUCUGUCUGUCAAAUAAAUAAAUAAAAUCUUUAAAAAAAAAAAAAAGAAUUAACAGUUGUCAAGUAUUAUAUAUAUCACAUUUCAACUAUUAUAUAUAUCAAAUAUUUAUAUCAAGUAUUGCUACUACAGUUAGCAAUAACAAUAUCAAAUAUUGUUAUUCACUGCCUUCAAAGUUUUAAAAUAUUUUUAAGGCUAUAAUUUUUUCUUUUUGAGUUUAAUUUUUUAAGUACAUAAUUCAGUGGUUUUCGGUAUAUUCACCAAGCCAUACAACCAUCACCAUGAUGUAAUUCCAGAACAUUUUCAUCACUGCACAGAGAGAUUUCUACAUGUUACCAGCCACUCCCCACCCUCUGUAGUCACUCAUUUACCUUUGGUCUCUAUGGACUUGCCUGUUAUGGACAUUCUGUAUAAAUGGAAUCAUAGAAUGCAUGGCCCUAAUGUGUCCAAUUCUUUCACUUAUUACCAUAGUAUUUUCAAGGUUCAUCCAUGUUGUAACAUGUAUCAUCAAUACUUCAUUUCUUUUUAUGGCCAAAUAAUACUCCAUUGUAUGGACAUACCACAUUUUGUUUAUCCAUUCGUCAGUUGAUAGAUAUUUACAUUGUUUCCACUUUGGGGCUAUUAUGAAUAAUGCUGUUAUGGAUAUUCAUAUACAAGUUUUUGUGUGGAAUUAAGUUUUCAGUUCUCUUGGAUAAAUACUUAGGAGUAGAAUUGCUAUGUCAUGUGAUAACUUUAUUUUUAACUUUUUUGAGGAGCCUCCGAACUGUUUUCCAUGAUGAUCACACCGUCCUAUAGUCCCACUAGCAAUAUAUGAGGUUUCCAAUUUCUCCACAUUCUCAUCAACACUCAUUAUUGUUUGUCUUUUUGAUUAUAGUCAUCCUAGUAGGUAUGAAAUGGUAUCUCACUGUGGUUUUGAUUUGCAAUUUUGUUAAUGACCAAUGGCAUCAAGCAUCUUUUCAUAUGCUUAUUAGCCAUUUGUAUGUAUUUUGUGAAAUGUUUAUUCAAGUCCUUUGCCGGUUUUAAAAUUGGGGUGUAAAUAUUCUUUAUACAUCCUGGUUAUAAGUCUGUAAUCAAGUAUAUGACUUGCAUAUAUUUUUUCCCAUUCUAUGAACUGUUGUUUCACUUUCUUGAUGGUGUCCUUGAAAGCACAGACGUCUUUAUUGUUGAGGAAGCCCAUUUAAAAUUUUUUCAUUUUGUCUUUUAUCAUUUAUGCUUUUUAUAUCAUGCCCAGAAACAUUGCCUCAUCCAAAGCCACAAAAAUUUAUGCCUAGGUUUUCUUCUAAGUCUUUUAUUUAUAGUUUUAGCUUUUACAUUUAGGUAUGUGAUCCAUUUUAAGUUAAUUUUUGUGUAUGAUAUGAGACAGAGAUCCAAAUUCAUUCUUUGGCAUUCUGGAUAGUAUGUCUAUCCAUCUACCAGUACUACACUGUCUUGAUUACCAUAACUUUAGAGUAAGUUUGAAAUUGGGAAGUGUGAA